Penaeus indicus is the source of this 1569-nucleotide messenger RNA. Its product is annotated as keratin-associated protein 5-8-like. NCBI's taxonomy places the organism in Eukaryota, Metazoa, Arthropoda, Malacostraca, Decapoda, Penaeidae. The record is from RefSeq and is a predicted model, not a curated record. The transcript has 5 exons. Bases 153 to 1004 code for a protein of 283 amino acids.
CCUUCAUUCAGUACCUCUUUGUGCACCAGAACGCGCAAGUGGCAGCUUACGACGAUCUGAAAGAGAAUAAAACCAACAACCUCUCGCUUCGAGGAAAAGCUACACUUCAAAGCGUCUUUUGCUAGCCAAGCAGAGGAAAGCCAGAAGUCAAGAUGAGGAAAAUUAUUUCGCUGUUGAUGAACUUGGCUGUUCUUGUAAUGGUGAUCAGCUCCGUCGACUCCGCUCGUCCUGUCAAGGGAAUUGCCUGUCGGGAAGCCGGAGGAGGAUGUUACCGCGGCGGAAGGGCGAGGAGAAUUUGUGAGAAAUAUGAUGACGAGGCCAACGACUGCGGAGGAUCCAGAAAGUGCUGUCUAGUAACGACCGAUGACCCGACGGGGACAAUCAGGACAGCACUUAAAUGUACGGCAUCGUGCGACGUCGGAACUUGCACUCCGAGGCGAAGGUGUGCGGAGGAAGGGCGGGGAUCCAGGUGUGGCAAGAGAUGUGUGUGCUGCACCAAAGUCAAACCCAUUGGACUAAAAAAGGGCAACGCGAAGGUUGAAAAGGACGACUCAAGUGAAGGAAAGGGGCCGAGGGGACCCAGAAAGGGACAGCAAAACCAAAAUUUCACACCAAGCAAGGUAAAACAAGGCAAAUGUACGUCAAAUGAUGAUUGCACUAUGAAAGGAGGAAAGUGCAAGACGAAGUGUAAUAAAAAUGGUGAUUCUACCCUAUGUAGUGGCGACUGCACUUGCUGUGGAAUAUGUGAGGCAAAAAGCAAGUGUAGCCGUUAUGAUGGAGUGUGCAAGAAAUCAUGCGAUGGAACAGAGAGGACAAUAAAGGGGGGAUGCAAGAAAAAGAAGAAAUGUACUUGUUGCGCACCAAAGUGCCAACAAAACGGGUGCCAAGGUCAAUGCGUUAGCAAGAGGAAAGAAUGCACUGGACAGUUUAUCAAGAAUGGCUGUGGUGGACUUAAAUGCCAUUGCUGCAGUACGGUUGGUAAGUUGUGCAACAUGCCAGGGUAAAAAGAGUAUCAAGUGAAAAAGGUAAGUUUUUCUCUGUUUAUGCAUACUAUCCAUUCUUAUUUUUUUUUUCAUCAAAACAGUAAGUAUCUGAAAAUAAGCUGAAGUAGCUUGCAAUUUCUCUAGCGCUAACCAGACCCAAAUUAUAUUCACUGCACCAAGGCUUUGAUCAGAAGGGUAGGUAAUUAGGCAGGACAAUGGAAGAGAACCUUUGCAGAGAAACGGCUACUCCUUGCACUCCAAGCAGUCAGAAAUGAUCCCUACAUGGUAAAGCAGCAACCAAGCACAGCUGGGAUUAACUCUAUGACAGUUAGAAUAACUUCAAACAGAACCUCAUUGGAGUUCAACUUCAGCUUUCCUUUUACUGGUGAGUGCGAGAUAGUUUGUAUGCAUGUGAAAAAUUACAAAAGUUAACUUUGCGCUAUAAAAUAAUGUUACAAUACAGCAAAAAAUCAAAGCUUGUUUUGUUUCUAAUUUCCUUUUAAUUUCUUUUCACAUAUUUUUCAGGAGAUCCUCAAGGCUUCAUACAAAACAUUUCAUAUGUGAUAAUAAAAGUCGAUGAUUAAAA